AUUGAACACCGGUCCCCUCCUCUGCGGCGAAUGAUCUUCGACGGACGCUGCUCCAAGACGCUAUUUAGUCCACCCCGGUGACAGUGUUUUGUCACAGGGACGGAGACUAUAACGGUGACACUAGCUACACUGCAGCCUGGCCGUGAAGCCGGGUUGAAAGCUGUCAUACACCAACCGUGCUGUCAUUGCGAUAAAAACACGCGUGAUAGAACUAUAGGAUCACUUCUCGUAGAAGAAGAUAGCCUCCUCGCUGUAUCACUUACUGUCGGCGGCGAACAGAAGAAAAGGAUUUACCCAGCCACCGACAGUCUGACUAUGGACCCAAACUGCAAUGUCUUACCUGCGAACCACGAGUCCAGGGCCUAUGAUCACGUAAACACAGGAAAUCUCAUUUCAAAUUCUCCGACCUCAAAGAAGCUCGAGGUGUGCACCGGCUGUCAGCGAGCCAUAGAAGAUAGGUUCUUCUUGAAAGUAAUGGCGAACACGUGGCACGAGCAAUGUCUUCAAUGCUGUGUGUGUCGUCUGCCUCUCACCCAAUCUUGUUUCUUCAAAGAUAUGAAACUCUACUGCAAGAUGGAUUAUGACAAACUUUACGGUACCAAGUGCAAUAGAUGUCGACAGCCGAUCCCUCCUAACGGUCUAGUAAUGCGCGCGCUGGACCACGUGUACCACAUGCAAUGUUUUAUUUGUGUCGUCUGCGGACAUCAGUUACAAAAAGGAGAGCAAUUUGUAAUGAAGGAUGGGCAGUUGCUUUGCAGGCUGGAUUUUGAAAAGGAGUUUGCAAUGUUACCUCUAAGCCCCAAAAGCGAAGAAGACAGUAGUUUAGAGGACAACGAGAGUGACAGUGGCACGACGAAGGGUCCAAAAAGACCUCGAACAAUUCUUACUACAAGUCAGCGAAGAAAAUUUAAAGCUUCAUUUGAGGUCAAUCCUAAACCAUGUCGUAAGGUUCGAGAGUCCCUGGCGGCGGAAACAGGCCUGAGUGUCCGAGUCGUCCAAGUAUGGUUUCAGAACCAAAGGGCCAAGGUGAAAAAGAUAGCACGGCGUCAAAACCAGGACUCAAGCGGUGGCGGCUUAGACUCCAAAGGAAAUCAAAACAAAUCUCAGAAAAGGAAAUAUAAAGAUGAAGAUGAUCUCAAUGGAACAGAAAACAUGGGCAAUAUAAACGCCAUGACGCCUGACCAAGCCAACAUGCAAAACGUUCCUCCAAUGGGCGACAAUCCAUAUACCAACCACAUGGGAGCUUACGACUCCCCACCCGGUCAUCAAGGUCCAAUGUAUACACCGAACUCAUUGGGGGAAAGCAUCUACAGUCCCGAGGCGCCAAUAUCAAUGGAAAACAGUCUAGACAACCUAGAUGAAAUGCUAUUAGCUGAGCAAGCACACGAACACCAUGUUUUGACCAGUAGGAAUGGGGGACUCAUAAACCCCAUUGAUAAACUUUACUCGAUGCAGGAUUCUUAUUUUAGUCAUUAACUUGGAUGGUGAUUGUGUAAAUGUGAAAAUUGAAAACGUUUUUGUUUGAAACAAUUUUUCCAAGCACAUGCACGCUUACGUCAUGAACGACCCCUUUACGGUGAUAUUUUAGACGAAGUUUUAACUGACCCGUUUUAUAUUAGCAUCAUUGUGACACUUGCCUCAUAGUCAAAAUAAUGUGUUAAGACAUAAGUUAUUGCUGUUUCUGUUGUUAUUAGUGCAUUACGCUAAUUAUGUAACAACGGCUUAAAGCAUGAAUAGAUGUAACACAAUGUGUCCAUGCUUUGUUAAUAUGUUUUACAUUUAUUCCUUGAUAUUUAAAGUAGGUGUUUUGUACUAACCCUUAUUUUUGUAUAUCGUGAUAUCUGGUAUAUCAGAAAAGAUAUAACUUAACUCUUUCAGUAAUGAUGCUUUUAUAUUAGCUGUAUUUUAUUUGUAAAAUGUGGGUUAUAUUUUUAUCAAAUAUCUUUGCAUGUUAUCAUUUACUCGCGAUCGUCCAAGUGUUAAUUGAAAAGUCCAAAACCAUAAGGAGUUCCAAACAUGUAUAUUGCCAAAGGACGUGUCACUUUUUUCAUUAGAGAGAUAAAUACGUAAUGAGGGGCUCCACAUUAUUUAUAGUAUACAGAUGACAGAUUUAUCCUCUUACAUAUGUGCUAAGCACAUAAGAAGCCCCAAGACGUGCAGUUUUGGGUGUCCUUUUUCUUAAGAUAUUUAAAUCGAACUGCAAGGAAUGUCUUUUGGUACCUAUGUGAAAGACUGUGCGAUCAAUCCCUAUACAAUGUUAUUUACAUGUUGAACAGUAUAGAUUUGCACAUUGCCCUUUGUGUUGUCAGAUGAUUUGCUUUAAACUAAUACAAAACCCUGUGCUAAAUCCAAGAAAAGCUGUACCGAACAACAACGCCAUAUUUCGAUUUCUUUUUCAGAUAGAUUGAUACAUAUUCUG
Molecule: messenger RNA, 2419 nt
Organism: Lingula anatina
Lineage: Eukaryota; Metazoa; Brachiopoda; Lingulata; Lingulida; Lingulidae
Product: LIM homeobox transcription factor 1-beta.1
Biological process (GO): regulation of transcription by RNA polymerase II; neuron differentiation
Cellular component (GO): nucleus
Molecular function (GO): DNA-binding transcription factor activity, RNA polymerase II-specific; RNA polymerase II transcription regulatory region sequence-specific DNA binding
Source: RefSeq, a predicted model, not a curated record